Oncorhynchus mykiss (rainbow trout) is the source of this 6665-nucleotide messenger RNA. It is a transcript of the gene lmtkb, whose product is annotated as lemur tail kinase 1 b. Gene Ontology annotation, biological process: peptidyl-tyrosine autophosphorylation; brain development. Gene Ontology annotation, molecular function: protein tyrosine kinase activity; ATP binding. The record is from RefSeq and is a predicted model, not a curated record. Lineage: Eukaryota; Metazoa; Chordata; Actinopteri; Salmoniformes; Salmonidae.
UAUAUGAACCCCCUCCCGCCCGUGUGCUUCUGCGAUGUUGAUGAUGAUGAUAAUGGGAAUUCCAUCUGGCCCGAGUGAUCCUCAUCUUUCAAAAAGACUUCCCGUCAGAAAUGAAUUGGCUUACUGUUGACAAGAAAGAUGGAAGACUCUGAAUGUAUGGUAGUAGGCUGAUAGUCAUGACUGUUACUAUGGGCAUCUCCUUGGACUAUCUGUGGCCCUCAGCAAGCGUCUUUAUCCUGGUCCUGGAGACCCACUGGCCGUGCAGGCUUUUUUCCCACCCAGCAGUAAGGCACCUGAUUCCACUCUUCAAAGGCUUAAUGAGGAGUUGAUUAGUUGAAUCAGGUGUGAGAGAAUGGGCACACCCAGAGUUAAAGACGUUCUGAGACGAGUUCUAAGAAGUUGGAGUUCCAAGCCAUUCUAGAAGUAAGAGGGAAAGAUGGAGGAAACAAAAUGGGGUAACCUCUUUUCUAAGUUGUCAGUUAUCACUAGAGGGUCAGUUCACAACUGUGUCACUGAGCUUCGAGGCCCAGUGUCUGUGGUUGGUCCUUUCUGGUACCAUACAGUCCCAGUGGUAGUACACAUACAAUGGCUGUGAUUCUCUGUAGGCCAGAGUCUGCAGUAGCGAGCGAGCGUACCCACUCCCCACGGAAUGACUAGCCUCUGGAGCAUUAUAGGGCAGAGGCGUCAGAUAUGGCCCUCACACAGGGAGGGGUCUGUGUAGGCCAGUCUGAGGGGGGUUCACUGCCACAAAGAUCUGUCUGUCCUCCUCUGGAGCAGAGAAUGUGAGUGUCAUCGGUCAUUGUUGGGGGAGAGAGGGAUGGAGGGAAUGAGAGAGGGGGAAGGACAGAGGAGUAAUGUUGCUGUCACUCCUGUCUCGUUUGAAUGAGUUUGGGCUGAGAGUGAGCGUGAGAGCAGGCUGGUGUUUGCAGGGGAAAGGAUAGACGCGGGACACAGGACAUCACCGUGCUACUGACAGAUAGGAUACAGCAAUGGGAGAGAAGGACUGAGGCUGAUGCUAUGAUGCCAGGGCCUGCCUCUGACUGACCUUCGAGGAACUUUCUUUUUGGACCAUGGCUUUUGCUGUCAUUUUUGUCUCAAAUCAAAACAAAUCAACAUGGCGAGUUUUGGGACUUAGAGGAGGCUUGACCCAUUGCAAGAUGGAUGGCUUAUAUCGCUUUCAUUGUACACGGAGAUGUGUAUAUGGCCAGAUGACAUUUCUUUCUUAAUAAGCCUGAGGCUUGAAAUCGAGAGUUAUUGUCUGAAAUGAACCAAUGCUGAGUCCAACUCCUGAAGUCCACAGAGCUCGGUCGCCACAGUCUUCUCUACUUGAAGGAGAUCGGCGAUGGCUGGUUCGGAAAGGUUCUCCUGGGGGAGGUGAAUGCGGGUCUCAGCACCACCCAGGUGGUGGUUAAGGAGCUGAAGGCCAGUGCCAGUGUUCAGGACCAGAUGCACUUCCUGGAAGAGGCCCAGCCAUACCGUGCCCUCCAGCACCCAGCCCUCCUGCAGUGCCUGGCGCAGUGCACUGAGGUCACCCCUUACCUGCUGGUCAUGGAGUUCUGCCCUUUGGGUGAUGUGAAAGGGUACAUGCGGAGCUGUCGGACUGCAGACACAAUGACCCCUGAACCCCUGAUACUGCAGAGGAUGGCCUGUGAGAUUGCCUCAGGACUCCUGCACCUACACAAACACAACUUCGUACACAGUGACUUGGCCCUGAGAAACUGCCUUUUGACCGCUGAUGUCACAGUGAAGAUUGGAGACUACGGCCUGUCACACAAUAAGUACAAAGAUGACUACUUUGUGACGUCAGACCAGAUGUACGUGCCACUGCGUUGGAUCGCUCCAGAACUCAUAGAUGAAGUCCAUGGCAACCUACUGGUAGUAGGCCAGAGCAAACGGAGCAACGUCUGGUCUCUGGGCGUGACUAUCUGGGAGUUGUUUGAGUUGGGCAACCAGCCGUACAGACACUAUUCUGACAGGCAGGUCCUGACGUACGCUGUGAGGGAACAGCAGCUCCGACUGCCCAAGCCCCUGCUCAAUAUACCCCUGGCAGAGCGCUGGUAUGAGGUGAUGCAGUUCUGCUGGCUCCAACCAGACCAGAGGCCCAAUGCAGAGGAGGUCCACCUGUUACUCAGCUACCUGUGUGCCAAGGGGGCCAACGAGGCCGAGGAGGACUUUGAGAGGCGCUGGAACUCCCUGCGUCCCAACCCCAACGCUGGCCCCAACAACAGCCUCCACCAUGGGGCAGGAGCCCUGGCCAUUGACCUCCCCUCCUCCUCCUUCCCCCUGCUGGAGCAGUUCUCUGGAUGCGACGGCUACCACAGUGAGUCAGGAGAUGAUAUACUGACCGUGACCGAGACCAGCCACGGCCUGAACUUCGAGUACAAGUGGGAGAAGGCUCGGGCGGGGGCGGAGCAGCCUUACCACCGUGCUGCCUUGUCCUCCAGCGGUACCCUGGGGGCCGUCAACUACCACCACCAGGACCUGUACUACCCCCCUGGGCCAGGGGGCAUGGUGGGGGGCUGUGGUGGGGUGGCCUACUACGAGCCCAAGAUGCUGCAUGGUUCUGGGGUCGGGGUGGUGCCGGUGCUCAGCGCCUGUAGUCCUUCAGUGAGCGCUGAGUACUACGUCCGCAUGGAGGAGCCUGGUGUGGACUGUCACAUCAACAUGGACCUGGACUACACCAUGUGCUCCUACAGCCCAGACUACCAGGGCAGCAACAGGAGCUUCCUGACAGGCAGUGGCAGUGCAGACUCAGGGGAGUGUAUUAUGGGGAUGGGUGCAUGUCCCUCCCAGGCCCACUCCAAGCCUGUGGACUCGUACUGGUCGGCAGACAUCCGUAAAGCUGGGGGUGGUGGAGCGUAUGACUCGGACCCAGAUGGAAGCCCGGCCAUCUCCCUGACCAUGGAACCCCUGCUGGGGCAAGUCUCUGACUCCAGCCCCCUGAGACCCUGGGAGGCUGGUCAUUACGUCUCCUACAAGGACCGGGAUGGGGGGUUCUACUACGAACACUCACCCCCUAUGGGCAUAGGCCACCACAUGGGUCUGGGUCUGGACCAUCACCAGCACUACCUGAUGGGGCGGGAACACUCUCCCCCCGAGCCCCACCAGGAGAGCUGGGGGUCCCGGAGCCUGCGUCAGGCCCUGGGGGAACUGGAAAACCCUCUGGGGAUAUCUCCCUCCAUCAGUACCCCUCCCCAGGGUGGUGGUCCUCCUUUUGGAGUAGGGGAUCCCUACCUGGAGACGACCAAGGGACCAGGCUCCAUCAUUGGGGGGAGUAGCGUCACUGGGGGUUACUAUGACAUGAUGGGUUCUCUGAGGAAAACCAUGCCGACCAUGCCAGGCCACACCCACUCAGUCAGCAUCACCAUGGCGUCGGAAGACUCGGACGAGGAAGAGGAUAUAUUCUCAGAGAGGCAGAGAAUCAACAGUAGUAACACCUGGCCCUCUAAUCUCUCUAACCAUUGCACUAACAACAACAGUCUAGGCCUGGGCCGUAGUAGACAGGCUGGCUGUAGGCAACAACAGGAUGCCUAUGUAGACUUUCUCUACACUAUGCCCACUACCGACAUAGAGGACUCGUGGCCUGAGGAGCACAACCUGACCUUCCGCUCCUCUGUCUCUGCUGCAGUUAAACCCAUAGACUGCCUGGAGGCUACGGCGGCUUCGGCUAAAGACAGCAGCUGUCUAUCCCUGGGGAAGCAUCAUACCCUGAUACCCUCCGACGACGCCUACAACACCUACAUCUAUCUGUGCCAUGAGAGGGAGGGGGAGAGGGAGGUGAAGCCGCCACCAAUCGAGUGCUGCCACUCUCAUUUCGUCGACCCCCUUACAGGCCUAGUGGUGCGAAACUACACCUGUGAUGGCUACAGAGAUCAGAUUGUAGAGAUACUCAACAACGAGGAAGAGAGUGUGAAUCUGUCUCCAGCACCGGGAGGGCCUAGUGUGUCUAAAUCAACCCUGACACACAACACUAACACAACCACAACCGUAACCAACCUUGACCACCCUGUUCAGUAUGUUGACAUCACUAUGGACGAUACCCUUUCCAUAGACCACAAGCAAGAGGUUGUCACAGAAGACAAAGGGGUUCUCACGGAUCCUAAACCAGAGGACAUGACUAUGGCUAUGACUGCCCCACUUCCCUCAGUGAAUGUGCCUGGCCUAGUCUGCUUGGUUGAGCCAGAGUCAGAGCUGAGCCAUACGUUAGACAGCGGCCUGGACAGAGACCACUGCUCCAGCAUCAGUCUAGUGGACAUCUCCGACUGCUAUACCGACGACGAUGAUGAAGACGAUGACAUUACUGACGUGACCUCAGGGAUCUUUGCUGACGAGGCAUCGGCCGGGGACCUUAACGCCUCCCCCUCCUUGGCCCAUCCCCUCAAGUCCCUGCAGAAGCAGGUGGGAACACCCGAUUCCAUGACUUCCAUGGAUUCCAUGGACCUGAUGCCUUUAGCGGCCGGCUCCACCACAGAGCCAUUCAGCCCUGCCUUCAGCUCCUCCCACCCAUCUAGUUCCUCCCCCAAGGCAAUGGAUAGCGGGUACGACACAGAGAAUAACGAGAGCCCAGAGUUUGUCCCCAAGGAGCCCCACAAUGAGCCCCGGGACCCAAAGACAUUCACCCAGCCACUUGGAGAGUCUGUCCUGGACACCAGCCUGGAUGAAGAGGGGGAGGAGGGGGGAGAGGAGGCCGAGGUGGCUCCACCGGAGGAUGAGGAUGAACCUACCCUGGAUGAAGAUGUGACUCUAGCAGCCUCACAGACCACAGACAAAGAGAAGGAGCUGGCCCCCCUCAGUGAGAAGAACCCUUACAGGGACUCUGCCUACUUCUCUGACUAUGAGAAUGAGCGCCUUUCCAGGGAUGAUGAGGAUGAGAAAGUGGGGGGUGAUGAAAAUGUAGGAGUGAAGGAGGGAGAAAAGGAGGAGAGCCUGACAAGGAAGAGGGAACUCAGCCCUCUUCGUAUAGAGGAAGAGGAGGGAGAGGGGGAGAUGAGCCUGACAGAGAAGAGGGAACUCAGCCCUCUUCAUAUAGAGGAAGAGGAGGAGGGAGAGGGGGAGGUGAGCCUGACAGAGAAGAGGGAACUCAGCCCUCUUCAUAUAGAGGAAGAGGAGGAGGAGGAGAGUCUGACAGAGAGGGAGCUCAGCCCUCUUCAUAUAGAGGAAGAGGAGGAGAGCCUGACAGAGAAGAGGGAACACAGCCCUCUUCAUAUAGAGGAAGAGGAGGAGGGAGAUGAGACCUCAGCUCUUCUGGAGGAGAGUGAAGACCCAGAGAUGGAGGGUUGCUUGACAGAAGAGUGCCACCAUGAUGAAGGGCUGGAGCUGGGGCUAGAAUUGGCCUCUAAUAUCUCUGGAGAAGUAGAGGAAGGGUCAGAGGGAUGGCCUGCCCAGGAGGAGCCCUCUUCCCUGGGAGACUGGGCAGCAGAGGUGGUGGGGGCUAUGGAAGAAGCCCUGGGGGAACUCAAGAGGAGCAGCAGUACUGAAACCAACUCUGGUACCAAGGAGGAAGAGGAAGGAGAGCGAAGAGACAUGGAGGACUCAUCUGAAGCCUUAGAAUUAGCAGAUGUCCUACAAGAAGCAUCUUGCGAAAGGUCAGAGAGCAUUGACAAGGACGAUGAUGAUGAAGAGAACGGACCUCCCGCACGACGUCAACGCUUCUCCUCCUCCUCCCCUCCCUCCAUUCCUCCAUCACCUCUCCCCCCGAUGACUCCCCCUCCGGUCCGGGUGUCGCUCACAGACGGGGGGGAGGCGGAUGAGGAGGACGGAGAUGGUGACUCGGAUGACAGUGAGUCAGAUGAGGAGCUGAGGUGUUACAGUGUUCAAGAGGAGCAGAGUGGAGGGGAGGAGAGCGAGGAGGAGAACCAUGUGGUACCCAUCGUGGUCAGCGACUGUAGCGAUGCUCAUAACCUACGUAGUCUACUGAAGGUGCCCACCACGCUCACCUCCGAGUCGCUCGCUGAUGACCUGCUGGGACGAAAGAAGAAGGUGGUGUCCUUCUUUGAUGAUGUCACUGUUUACUUGUUUGACCAGCAGAGCCCAACUAAAGAGCUGGCUGAGCAUGGUUUCUCUCCAGAAGCUGAGACCAGCGGACAGGGUUCAGAGAGCAAACAACCAACCUCUGAUGACUCCUCAGAUGGAAACAUCUCAGAAGAGAGUGCAGGGUAUGAGUGGGAGGAUGACUUCCCCUUGUUGCCCCUCCCGACUUCCUCAUCCAAGAUGGCUGCCUCCUCCUCAGCCUCAACCCCCUCCACACCCAGCCUGCCCGCCACCUCCAAGGCCCCGGAGCCCAAACCAGCGGUGCAGUACUCCCGCUUCACCGUUUCCCCUAGCCAUGUGUCUCGCUUCUCCAUCACACACGUCUCCGACUCCGACAUAGACUCUGGUCCAGGGAGCAGUGAGGAUGGGGACAGAGAGUAGACAGCCACCCAGGAGCUGCACCACAUAAACUUAUCGUGACUUUUAUGUAGAGCUUUUUGGACAUCAGGUUUCUGAAAAGACAGUGCCUCUUAUUGUUUAUGGUGUGGAAGAAGAGGGGAAAAGAGAAUCAACUCUUAUGAGAAUAUAUAAAAUAAUAUAUGAUAAUAUAGUUGAAAUUGGAAGUUUACAUACACCUCAGCCAAAUACAUUUAAACUCAGCUUUUCACAAUUCCUUACAUUUAAUCCUAGUAAAA